Camelina sativa (false flax) is the source of this 1209-nucleotide messenger RNA. NCBI's taxonomy places the organism in Eukaryota, Viridiplantae, Streptophyta, Magnoliopsida, Brassicales, Brassicaceae. The record is from RefSeq and is a predicted model, not a curated record.
AUGUCUCUACUCGGCCGCAUCAAGGCUCAAAACUUGCGUCCCUCAAAGGGUUUCAUUUGCUUUAUGAGGCGUCAGAUCACAUCUUCUACCGUGACAUACCCGCUCGGAAGAAGAGAUCCUUACACUCUUCCUUUGGAACUUACUCAGAAGCUUGAAGAUCCCCUCGACGUUUCCCUCGACACCCGCCCGAUUUCCCUUCACUACAGAGUGGCGGCAAAUCUUGAGCUGUCGGCUCUCGACAACGCAGCCAAAAUAUCUCGUUACGCUGCACUCGACAGAUUCCGUUGCAGCCACACCACUGACACCUGCAACUCCAUCAUCUACGCCAUGUGCCUCGCCAAACGGUACGAGGAUGCCAUUGCUCUUUUCCAUUACUUCUUCAACAAGUCAAACAUACUUCCCAACACUUUCUCCUUCGACCUUAUCAUCAAAAUCCACUGUGAUGAAGGCCACGUCGACGACGCUCUUCAACUAUACCACCACUAUAAUGCCUUUCUUGCCCCCGAAAGCAACACGUCCACGCUUCUGGCUCAAGCUUUGGUCGAUGCUGGGAGGAUCAAUGAAGCCCUGGUUUUAGCAAGGUCGGCUGAUGUAGACUGGAGGGUUUAUAAUGUCCUGGUUCGCGGUUUUUUGAAUCUGGGAAACUACCAAUGGGCUCAUAAACUUUUUGAAGAAGACAAGGCCAGCACGUGCGAUGAAGAGGGAAUCACCUUUGUGGCAUCCACGUUGUUGGACUACUGUUUAGAGCAAGGGAACAAGGUAGCUAUGUUAUACUGUCCUCGUAAGAUUGAACUUCUGUCCGGCAAUAAGGUUCUGGAAGUUUUUCUCAAGCACGGUCAGACAAGUUUGGCUCGGCAAUAUUUCAGGAUAAUGUUAGACAAAAGCAUCUUUGAUUCAGAGACAAUCAACAUAGUGGUCAACGAAUAUUUCAAGAACAGUGAGUUUGGUGAGGCAAUGGAGACUUUUAAAAGGGUUCCUCCGGAAAUAAGACGUGAUUCCUACAGCAACAUCAUCACCAGGCUCUGUGAACGUGGGAUGGCCUCGGAGGCCGAGCCUUUACUUGCGGAAAUGAGCUCACCUGACAUUGCCACAUUCAGAGCAAUGAUUGAUGGAUACGUUAGGGUUGGAAGAGUGGAUGAUGCUAUCCGUAUCUUCAACAAGAUGGUCGCUGCAUCUCUUCGCAAGCUUGCUAUACAUCAUGCCUUUUAA